Molecule: messenger RNA, 1977 nt
Organism: Cherax quadricarinatus
Lineage: Eukaryota; Metazoa; Arthropoda; Malacostraca; Decapoda; Parastacidae
Source: RefSeq, a predicted model, not a curated record
AGCGUUUAGAUAGGUGGCAACAAUGAGGGUGUUAGAGAAUUUCGGGCACCCAAAUUACAAUCAUUUAAGAAUAUUUUGGAUAGAAUGUCGCCUGAUAAAGAGAAUACACCUCACUCUCCAAGAGCCUCUCCAGAUAAGCAAACAUGUGAAAGUAGCCGUUACUUACAAAAUGAAUUAGAAUCACUCGAAAGAGAACAGCACCAAAUUGAUGAACAAGCUGCAAGACUUGAAAAGAGACUGAGAAAGAUAAUGGAACUCAGUACCCGGAGCGAUGACGAGGAACGAUUGAUGCAGCAGUGGUUUACACUGGUUAACAAGAAGAAUGCUCUCAUUCGUCGCCAGAUGCAGCUCAACAUUCUAGAGAAGGAGGAGAACUUGGAGAGACGGUUUGAGCUGCUGAACAGGGAGCUGCGAGCAAUCUUGGCUAUCGAGGACUGGCAGAAGACGGAGGCGCAGAAGCUGAGGGAAAAGUUACUGCUGGAGGAGUUGGUGACCAUUGUCAACAAGAGGGACGAACUGGUCAUCCAUCUAGAUAAUCAGGAGAGAGCGAUUGACGAGGACGAGCAAAUCGAGCACGACGUGUCGAGGGCGAGCAUCAAGCCGCAGGAGAAGUGCGCCCUCAUGUAAGCGUGGUCCAGGUCCACCUCCAAACCCUGCACCCUUUCAAGUACAAGGCGGUGCGACUCUCACCCUCCACAACACAGCCGUCCUGUUAGGCUGCCGCUGCUGCUGCCGCCGCUACCAAACGCCCUUGCCCGCCGCCACGCCCAUGCCUACGCCUGCCUUCAUCAACCCAGACCGCCGCCAAUACCUCCAUCAACUUAAACUGCCGCCCACAUUUGCUGGUCAUUGUGAAGUCAAAGAAUGCCAACUGGUUGCAUGUAUGUAGGCCUGUAGACCAAAGGUUAAAACCUGCUGCAGAAGUCGAAGAAUCAAAGCGGUGUGUUGCUGACAGUACUGUAGAAAAGACCUCGCAGAAACAGCUUUAUUGCGACAAAUAAAACUGCUCUGCAAAAUGGCUUUUCUUCAGUAGUCAAAUGAGUGUGUUAAAACUAAUGCAGAAGUUAAGAUUUGUUAGAACUCUUAGAAGCCAAAGACCUUGUUUAUGAGGGCCUCUGAGGAGGAAAGUUAGCAUUCUUGUGAUGACCAAUGGCACACCUCUCCGCUUGCCUUGGGCCUUUGACAAAGCUGUUUAUAGGGAGUGCCACGGCACUCUUAAUGUGCCAGGUUCUCUGUAGGGUUAUAAGCACCUCUCAAUUCCUGUGCCAUCACUUCUGUUUACCCAGACGAGUAUCUUAACCUGUGCUGCCCUGCAAGAAGCUCGUACAACCUGUGUUUCCUUGCAUCUCAGUCACACUUCAAACGCAUGACGUGUAAAGCACAUGACAGUGUACAGCUUUAACACUGGUGUUGCCACCAAGGAACGUCACUACUGUAGUUGGUGUCUCUUGACUGUAGCUGACCGGUAUUGGUCUCCGUGUUACCCAGUACAGGGGCACGGAAACAUUAUUCAACGUUUAUCUUAGCCAAGUCUGUAAUUUGAUGGGCUGGUUCACCUGUCCAAGUACGCACGUACUUACGUACACACACACACUUCCCCAAGGGACAGCACUGGGACCCAUACUAUUCAUGAUAGGUCAACAACAUCCUUAGAACUUGUAAAUUAUGUCCAGUAUUCUAUGGUUAUAGCCAAGAAUAAUGUAAAGUACAAGACGACCUUAACCGGUUAAGAAAUGGUUGGAAAAAUGGUUGUUAGAAUUCAGCCCAAAAUGAAGAGUGGUUCUAGGAAUCAAGCAACGAGAGUGGGCUAAAUGUAAACAUCAUUAACACCUCAACAUUGGUGUUACACGCUAACCUUAAUAACAUGCAGGAACAUAAACAAAGCAGCAUUGGGGAAGCUCUGAAAUACAUAUAAUUGGCCUCGAACCCUUACCUGCCUCCCUUCUCCACCCCCCCCCCCCACACACACACACAUAA